AUGUGGAAGAUGAAACAAGUAGAAAGUGUAAUUAUCCAUUAUGAACCGUCUCUCUUGAUGACACUCGAGCACCAACACAUUCAGCACAAGGGAGUGGGGUUUCAGUUGUGUGCAGAAGAUAUCAUUGACCUUACCCUAGGCAAUGCUAAGAAGAACGGUCUGUUGCAAAAGGAACCUACAAGUCAAAAGGGCACAGAGAAGCAAAGAAAUACUCAGAUCCUAUUGACAGUCAUCAAGGCCAGGAGCUUGGUAUCUGGGUCUCAGCACUCGGGUCUUGAUAUUUGGACCUCAGUAGUUAAAUGCCGGGAGUCGGGAAUCGGUAAUGGAGAUCCGGAACUCGGAGUUCGAUAUUUGGCAGUAAACAUUCGGUACUCGACACUCGGUACCCGAUGUUUCGGAACUCGGUAA
Messenger RNA from Suillus bovinus, 408 nucleotides. RefSeq lists its product as uncharacterized. Lineage: Eukaryota; Fungi; Basidiomycota; Agaricomycetes; Boletales; Suillaceae. The record is from RefSeq and is a predicted model, not a curated record. Bases 1 to 408 code for a protein of 135 amino acids. The transcript is spliced from 4 exons.